CGCGCUGGGUGAGGGGUUUUCUUUAGUUAUACUGUAAUAAGAACUAGGCUGUAAUCUGGACCCGCGCUGCGCGAGGUGGUGAUAAAAUGAUGGAGCGAUAGAAUUAUAGAGUGAUAGAGUGAUGGAGCUGCGCUGUUCUAACCGCUCUCUCCCCGCAGGCGGCUCCCUCUGACCGGCUGGAUGAUGGACCCCCGACCCGCUGUCCUCGCGCUGACCGCCGCGGUGAUCGCGCUCGCGCCCCCGGUCUGUCCUGCACCCAUGCCUGACCAGUACUCGCGGGGUGUGGACUGGUUGAGCAGAUAUGGCUACCUUCCCCCUCCUGACCCACGUACAGGAAAACUGCAGACUAAGGAGGGAAUAGAAAAAGCCAUCAGACAGAUGCAGAGGUUUGGGGGGCUGAAGGAAACAGGCAAACUUGACUCAGCCACUCUGAAACUGAUGUCCACUCCGAGAUGUUCACUGCCGGAUAUUGUAGGGACGGAGGACAGACUGAGGAGGAGGAGGAAGAGAUACACUCUCUCCGGGCUCCGCUGGGACAAAACUAAUCUGACGUGGAGUGUCCUGAAUAGCCCCUCCCUUCCGCCCAACCUCAAGCCCGACCUGGUGUCCACUCUGAUGUUUCACGCCCUCCAGGUCUGGAGUGAUAACACCAACAUCCAGUUCAGCGGCCUCCAACCAAAAGACGCCAAAGUGGCCGACAUCAGAAUCUCAUUCGCCCGAUUCCUCCACGAUGACGGUUACCCAUUCGACGGUAAGGGUGGCACCCUCGCCCACGCCUUCUUCCCUGGAACCGUGGAAAUUGCCGGGGACACUCAUUUCGACGACGAGGAGACCUGGACGUACGGAGGUCAGGACGGCGCCGGCACAGACCUGUUCACCGUAGCGGUGCACGAGUUCGGACACGCCCUGGGCCUGUCCCACUCCUCAGUAAACCCCUCCAUAAUGAUGCCCUACUACCAGGGUGCCGUGGGGGACAUUAGGUCCUACAAGCUGCCCCAGGACGACGUCCAGGCCAUUCAGAUUUUGUACGGGCGUAAAACCAACGCAGUCACUUCUUCCCCCGGUGAUCGGACCACGCCACGCCUGCCUGAGCUUCCCAAAACUCCUCCUAAAGCAACGCUGCAGCCUGACCCCGGCUCUAAGGACCGCUGUGAGGGAGGAUUUGAUGCGAUAGGGAACAUCAGGGGAGAUGUCUUCUUUUUUAAAGGGCCGUAUUUCUGGAGGAUGCAGAGAGGAUCCUUGGUGUCUCUCAAUCCGGCACAGAUCACUAACUUCUGGAUCGGACUUCCACAGGGAACGGACAAGAUAGACGCGGUUUACGAGAGAAAGACAGACAGCCACAUCAUCUUCUUCAUCGGUUCACAGUUCUGGGUAUUUAAGGACACAGUGGCUCUGCCUGGUUACCCGCAGCCCAUCUCCAAAUGGGGAAUGAGAAAUCAGCAGGUGGUGGAGAAAGUUGACGCAGCGUUUGUUUGGGCUCAUAACGGGAAGACGUACAUAUUUAGCGGAGGACUGUUCUGGAGAUUCACCGAAAGUCAGGGAGGUGCAGUCCCCAGGCCGGACGCGGAAUACCCCAGAAACGCCUCACUGUGGAAGGGUGCACCUGCCAACCCUGACGACAUCAUGAGCUGGGGAUCAGCUGGAGAUACAUACUUCUUCAAGGGCAACUCCUACUGGGUUGUGAAGAGCGGCGGACUGGACCAGGAUGUCAUCAUUCCCAAAUCGACUGCAGUUGAUUGGAUGUUUUGCCCUCCACCACCACCCACCACCAAAUCAGCAGGAAGCUCGUGCGACUGCAGCUGCGGCGUCAGCGGAGCCUCCAGAUCUUUUCCAACUUCACGGCUGAUUUUUAUUUCAGUGUUAAUUAUGUCUCUGAUUAGACUGGGCUAAAUGAGGCUCGGCUGAAGUUCAGUUAAGGCAAAUCUGCAAUAUUACAAGUAACAUGGUAGUUUCAAAGGAUAUAAAUCAUAAAUUCAUUUUUUAUUGAGAUUCUGCAAAGAAAAACUGGCCAGUAAAUCACUCAGAAUACACACACACUGCUUUUAAGCAUCAGCAUGCAGUACCCAAUAUACAGACUUUUACUUUACAAAUUCCUGUAUCCAAAACUGAAGGUGUACAGGGGUUGGACAAUGAAACUGAAACACCUGUCAUCAUUUUAGUGUGUUAGGUUUCAUGGCUAAAUUGGAGCAGCCUGGUGGCCAAUCUUCAUUAAUUGCACAUUGCACCAGUAAGAUCAGAGUGUGAAGGUUCAAUUAUCAGAGUAAGAGCACAGUUCUGCUCAAAAUAUUACAAUGCACACAACAUUAUGGGUGACAUACCAGAGUUCAAAAGAGGACAAAUUGUUGGUGCACGUCUUGCUGGAGCAUCUGUGACCAAGACAGCAAGUCUUUGUGAUGCAUCAGCAUACCACCAAGAAGGACCAACCACAUCCAACAGGAUUAACUGUGGACGCUGUAAGAGGAAGCUGUCUGAAAGGGAUGUUCGGGUGCUAACCUGGAUUAUAUCCAAAAAACAUAAAACCACAGCUGAUCAAAUCACAACAGAAUUCAAUGUGCACCUCAACUCUCCUGUUUCCACCAGAACUGUGGAUUAUUGUGGUCUAAAUACAGGUGUUUCAGUUUCAUUGUCCAACCCCUGUAGCUACCUUGAUACCUAACUUUAACCUGCAAGCCCACACUAUGUCAUAAGCCACAAGUCAGUACCUUAGAAGCAGUCCAGGUUCUAGACUGCUUUCUUUGGGGGGGGGGCUUUCUUUGGGGGUGGCAGUAUAACAUGUUGAUAGUUAUUAGUUAUUAUUAUAUGAUUCAAAGAGCCAAUCAGAAAAAAGCAAGGAAAUAUCUUCAGGUUGCAAAGCAAAAUACGUUUCCGUGAGUGUUUUUUUUUUUUUUUUUUGCUCGCAUUGCAUUAGGGGAGGUGGGGGAAUGAUGCCAGUUACUUGUUAGCGUUAGCAUUUUUGCCCAACUUUUCAUGAAAGCUAGGUUACUGAACUCGCUGGAACUUGCUGGAAUACUUUGAGAUAGCUGGCCUUUUACUCUGUGAACACAGUACAUUAUCACAACAAUUCAAAUGUUUCAAACCUGUUUAUGUUCAGUGUUUGUUUAGAUUUUUUAAAGGUAAUCCAUAUCCAACAUUUAUUUUUGCUCUUAAGCUGAUGCACAAGCAAAAAAGAGCAGUGCUUCACAGGAAGUUUCGGUUUCAUCUUUUACAGCUUCUCAGAAAUUAUCAAGUUUCCAGUUCCACUGGCGGAUAUCUGGGCUUAUGACAAAGAAACCGUUUACGCUGUGAAACAAUUGUGAAAAUGGUACAUUAUUUGCCAAUGCGUACAGUUUGGUUUAAAUAUUUGGUUUCUUCAAUAGUUUAAAUAGUUUUUUUUGGUUUAGUUCAGACGUAGACCAUUUGCAAUAGGUGCUUUCCAGUUUAGUUUGAAUUGAGAAGUGACCCAAAUAUCCCCAAAAGUGUUUCCUUUUUAUCCUGCCACUGAAAACCUCCCACACUUCUGCUGUCCAUUUUCACUUCUCCUCACUGUACAUUUAUGGUAAAUACCGGGAUGGAUUGGCAUACAAGACACAUCAGUCAGCUCUGAACUUACUAUAUAUUGCAAUAAGUUUUAGAAUUAACCACUCAAAUGGGAAAAAUAAUAACUACUAAACAUGUUGUGCUUAUUGUUUGGUUUUAUUCAAUACAUUGUGUAGAACUAUGCAACUACCUGCAAUACGCUUCAAUAAAAGCUUAAUUCAAGCAGUGAUCUCAGUUACAGGGAAAGGGCAGGGAACAUCAUGCACUUUUAUUUAUAUUUUUUAUGUUUUAAUUUCAGUUGGCAUUUCUGUCUGAUUGCUGUUUCUCUUUAUUUACUCAUUAAUAGAGAGAUUUGUGUUUUAUUAAAGUCACAUUUUCUGCAAGAUGCUUCAUGGAUCUACAUGACAGAACUCAUCUGUUGAACCUGUAGAGACUGAACUCAAUUCUGCAAUGGCAAUAAUGUGCUUUCUUUCUUUCUUAACUUUUUCUUAAGAGGAACUUUUCACUCAUUUCAAUGCAGUUUAACAAGCAAUUCAGGUAACAUGUCCGGUAUGGCUCCAUGUUGGCCAACAUAAGGAUGACCAAGAGAUUAAAAAUAGGCCUUAUCUAGAUGUUACCCUGCACACACAGUGAGAUUAAUGCUGUAAUGCCCAUAUACUUGUACAUCUAAAAAAAAAUAGAAUAUCAUUGAAAAGUUACUGUAUUAAACACAGAGUGAUCUAUUUUAAGUGUUUAUUUCUUUUAUAGUUGAUGAUUAUGGCUACAGCCAAUGAAAACCCAAAAAUUAGUGUCUCAGAAAAUGUGUAUAUUAUAUAAGACCAAUUGAUACUUUGGGCAGUGUGGGCAGUGUGCCAAGUCCUGCUGGAAAAUGAAAUCUACAUAUUCAUAAAAGUUGUCAGUAGCAGAGGGAAGCAUGAAGUGCUGUAAGAUUUUGUGGGAAAACAAAACUGCACUGACUUUAGACUUGAUAAUAAAACACAGUGGAUCAACACCAGCAGAUGUCAUGUCUCUCCGAACCAUCACUGAUUGGUGGAAACUUCACACUAGACCUCAAGCAGUUUGGACUGUGUGUCUCUCCACUCUUCCUCCAGACUCUGCUCCCUUCAUUUACAAAUGAAAUGUAAAAUUUACUGAUGAUCAGGGAUGGUUUGGAGAGACAUGUCAUCUGCUUGUUGUUUUAUGGUGAUGCAGAUUUCAUUUUCCAGCAGGACUUGGCACACUGCCAAAAGUACCAAUUGGUCUUAUAGUAUUCUAAUUUUCUGAGACACUGAUUUUUGGGAUUUUCAUUGGCUGUAAGCCAUAAUCAUCAACAAUAAAAUAAAUAAACGCUUAAAAUGGAUCACUCUGUGUUUAAUACAUCUAUAACACCUCAGGCCUUGCUCCACAGCCUAGUUGCUCCUCUCUGCAAGUGACAAUCAUUAUUAAGGAGUACUAUACAUAACUGGUAGCACAACUUGUGGAUGUAUAUUUAAUGCCAGUAAGGUUCGUCUUUUCUUAUAUUUAUCUCUUUGCUAAUUCAGCUGUUUUUUACUCUUCUUUCUAUUUAAAAUGUUUUGGCUCAAAUUCAAAUUAAAGUUUCUUUUCCAAUUUUC
Molecule: messenger RNA, 5108 nt
Organism: Astyanax mexicanus (Mexican tetra)
Lineage: Eukaryota; Metazoa; Chordata; Actinopteri; Characiformes; Acestrorhamphidae
Gene: mmp25b
Product: matrix metallopeptidase 25b
Exons: 9
Coding region: 181-1890 (569 amino acids)
Biological process (GO): collagen catabolic process; extracellular matrix organization; proteolysis
Cellular component (GO): extracellular matrix
Molecular function (GO): metalloendopeptidase activity; zinc ion binding
Source: RefSeq, a predicted model, not a curated record